AGAUGAGAAUUUACAGCGGCCCCUUGGUUGCCGGCGCCUGGCUUUCGGCGGGGAGGCACCCGGAAGUUGCCGCUAGGCUGCUAGCGCGGCCGCUUCGCCAUGGCGACGGCCGCUCGGCGACGCUUCUGCCGCUGCGCCUGCUUCUGCUCUCAGAACCUGUACGUGGCGCGCUACGGGCUCCACCUGCGCUUCCGGGACGAGCAGCAGUUGCGCCGUGACUAUGGCCCGCUCCUGCGCAGCCGAGGCUGCGUCAGUUCCAAAGACUUCCAGCAACUCUUGGAGGAGCUGGAGCAGGAGGUGGGGCGCCGCCGCAGGCUGGGGCCGGAAUCAGCUGCCAGAAAAGCCCUCAUUGCCAGCACCUACCACCCAGCGAGGCCUGAUGUCUACUGCUCACUGCAGGAUGCGGCUCUGGCCCCUGAGUUUGUGGCUGCAGCUGAAUACAGUGGAUCCCCGGGUGCAGACCUUGAGGGCCUUCUCCAGCAGCUGGAGAUAGUGUCAGAGGAGAAGCGCAUCUACCGGGUGCCUGUGUUCUCGGCGGAGUUCUGCCAGGCCCUGCUGGAGGAGCUGGAGCAUUUCGAGCAGUCGGACAUGCCCAAGGGAAGGCCCAACACCAUGAACAACUAUGGGGUACUGAUGCACGAGCUAGGCCUAGAUGAGCCACUGGUGACACCAUUGCGGGAGCGCUUCCUGCAGCCACUGCUGGCCUUGCUGUACCCAGAGUGUGGUGGGGGCCAGCUUGAUAGCCACCGUGCCUUUGUGGUCAAGUAUGCGCUGGGCCAGGACCUGGAGCUGGGAUGCCACUACGACAAUGCCGAGCUCACCCUCAAUGUGGCUCUGGGCAAGGCCUUCACAGGAGGUGCCCUAUACUUUGGGGGCCUCUUCCAGGCACCUGCAGCCCUGAUGGAACCCCUGGAAGUGAAUCAUGUGGUGGGCCAGGGUAUCCUGCACCGUGGUGGCCAGCUGCAUGGGGCUCGGCCCCUGGGCACCGGAGAGCGCUGGAACCUUGUCAUCUGGCUCCGGGCAUCUGCUGUUCGAAACCGCCUCUGUCCUAUGUGCUGCCAGAAGCCAGAGCUAGUGGACGAUGAGGGCUUCGGUGAUGGCUUCACCCGGGAGGAGUCUGCCGUGGUAGAUGUAUGUGCACUGACUUGAGCCUGGUCCCCCAGUGGUGUUAGUGCCAUGGCAGCAGGAAACUGCCAUCUUGGGUGGGGAGGGCAGAAAUAAACUCUAUAGCCAUGACCCUCCUUGGGUCAAAGGGACACGCUGACUCCUCGGUCACUCUUUGGACAGAUGAGCUGUCUUAGGACAGAACUGCUGGAAGACAAGUCGAGUUUAGAUGAAGUAUUGAGGUCAAGGGUGGAGCAGGUUCAGGAAGGGAAGGAGCCCCAAAGAAUGUGAUUUCCAGUGAUGUCCAGCCUCAGCCUGCUCCCUGGGGAGCUCUGCCUCGGGUGGGGGACCCAGUCAGUGACUCCUUGGAUAGGGUGGCUCCCAGGGAUUUAAGUGGGGUUCAUUGGUCUAUCAGCAGUGCUGGCGAGUGGGGAGCCAGACUUUUUGGGUUCAAGCCUCUGUUCUGGCGUGUCCAGCUGGGCAGCUCUGAAUUUGUUUGCAGCCUGGGUGUUGUGACGAGUUGACAUUUAUAAAGCACUUUAUAACAGC
Myodes glareolus (Bank vole) is the source of this 1653-nucleotide messenger RNA. RefSeq names its product 2-oxoglutarate and iron dependent oxygenase domain containing 2 (gene Ogfod2). Gene Ontology annotation, molecular function: L-ascorbic acid binding; oxidoreductase activity, acting on paired donors, with incorporation or reduction of molecular oxygen; iron ion binding. The record is from RefSeq and is a predicted model, not a curated record. Lineage: Eukaryota; Metazoa; Chordata; Mammalia; Rodentia; Cricetidae.